Messenger RNA from Bombus terrestris (buff-tailed bumblebee), 1582 nucleotides. Its product is annotated as galactokinase. Lineage: Eukaryota; Metazoa; Arthropoda; Insecta; Hymenoptera; Apidae. Gene Ontology annotation, cellular component: cytosol. Gene Ontology annotation, biological process: galactose metabolic process. Gene Ontology annotation, molecular function: ATP binding; galactokinase activity. The record is from RefSeq and is a predicted model, not a curated record.
AUGUCAUCACUACUUUUUAAAGGAUUACUACAAAUUGGCGAAACCUUAUGUAAACAAGCAUUUGUCCAAAAAAUUCCACGUUUAGAUGAAUUAAGAUCUCUGACCGAACAGGAAUUUAUUAAUUCUUAUGGAUUAAUCCCUACCUGCGCGGUAUUUGCGCCCGGAUGUUUAACCAUAGCUGGCAAGAGCACCAAUUUCAUGGAAACAAUAACGCGUGUAACGUCACACACAUACAUACACACACAUUUGCUUGGUUUAUCUUCCCUUGAAAUAAAACAGGCCAUUCAACUUGUCACGUUAGUGGUUGGUAAACGCAAUCACGGCAGCAAAUGGUGCCAGGUUAAAACGUUCUUGGAGAAUACCGACGGGGAAAUGUUCAAGUUUCGCUUGGAUGAUGAAAAUCUUUGCACAUUAGCGGAAGAAACUUCGUGGAUACGUUGCUUAAAAGGAACGAUACGAAGUUUCAAAGAUAGCCGAGCACACGUUCCUGGCUUUCAAAUCGUAAUCGUAUCCAGCUUACCAGAACACGGUCUCGGAAGCAGCUCCGCCAUGGUCGUGGCGUUGUAUACAUUUUUUGAAGCGAUUACAAAUACGUAUACUGACAAUGUUAUAGAGAAGACGUUGAUAUGCCACUUGAUGGAGAGUUCUUGUAAAGUUCGUAUGUCGGAUGUUUUAACUUUUGUUAUCGGGAACGAGGAUGAGAUUUUCGCAUUCGAUGCACGAUCCCUUGAUAUCGAUCGAUGCAAUUGGAAUGCCAUUGAUGUUCAAUCGAUUCUUAUCGAAUUAAAUAAUGUUAAAAAAAUUAAAUUAUCGAAACGACGUGACGACGAACGUAAUCGAAUACAUUGCGAAGAAAUUAUGACAAUGAUGAACACAAUGUCUCGAUAGCGUCCACAUCCGAUCGGCGUGUCCAUGAUGGAAUUUUUAUUUCCGCAAGAAACAAUGGAAACGGCCAAUGAUGUGAUUGACAAGGAUAAAAGAAUAGUGGAAAUGACAAAUGCGAUUAGAAAUGAACAGUGGGAAGAAUUGGGUAGGAUUAUUUAUCAAAUGUUUCGGUAUAUCAUGUAGCUUGAUUAAUUAACUUGAUAUUUUGUUUUGCCAUUGCAUAGUAUUAAUAUCGUAUAAUUCAUAUAAGCAAGUAUUUUACAUAGCUUGUUAAAAUAUUACACGGAAUGUAAAUACAAUACACUAUUUAGGCUGUAGUUUUUUUUAAAUAUAUAUAUUUAGGUAUCUUUUCUUAUAAUAGCAGGUCGCAUAUUCGACUUCAAUUAAUAUGUUUCAAAAUUAGUUUAUUUAUGUACCGCACACGUUUCCUUAAAAAUAACUGAACUCUCGUUACGUUUCUCUGCAAACUUCGAUUUAAUGUACAUUAUAGGAAAGCUCUUACAAGAAAAUCAUCGUUCUACGUGUAAACACUUAAAAUUUUUACCCGAUGAUAUUAAACGUAACAAAAACAUAUUCGAAACUAUAGAAAGAGUUUUAAGGGCCAGUGUUAUUGAUUACGGUACAUCUAUCGUCACAUUAGUAAUUUAAUUACCUUCUUUUAAAAAUAAAAUACUUACUUUAAAAAAAGAAAAAAAAA